Meriones unguiculatus (Mongolian gerbil) is the source of this 2322-nucleotide messenger RNA. It is a transcript of the gene Capn12, whose product is annotated as calpain 12. Gene Ontology annotation, biological process: proteolysis. The record is from RefSeq and is a predicted model, not a curated record. Lineage: Eukaryota; Metazoa; Chordata; Mammalia; Rodentia; Muridae. Bases 1 to 2163 code for a protein of 720 amino acids. The transcript has 21 exons. Gene Ontology annotation, cellular component: cytoplasm. Gene Ontology annotation, molecular function: calcium ion binding; calcium-dependent cysteine-type endopeptidase activity.
AUGGAGGGAGGCAGCGGCAGGAAGGUCACCAUCCAGCUGGUGGACGGCGAGGCCGGGGCUGGAGCCGGGGGCCCACAGCUCUUUAAAGGCCAGAGCUACGAAGCCAUCCGAGCGGCUUGCCUGGAUUCCGGGAUCCUGUUUCGUGACCCUUGCUUUCCUGCUGGUCCUGCUGCCCUCGGCUAUGACAAGCUGGGACCCGAUUCAGAGAAGGCCAAAGGGGUGGAAUGGAAGCGACCUCAUGAGUUUUGUGCUGAGCCGCAGUUCAUCUGUGAAGACAUGAGCAGAACAGACGUGUGCCAGGGAAGAUUGGGAAACUGCUGGCUUCUCGCCGCUGCCGCCUCCCUUACGCUGUACCCCAGACUCUUGUACCGAGUGGUCCCCCCCGGACAAGGUUUCCAAGAUGGCUACGCUGGCGUCUUCCAUUUCCAGCUCUGGCAGUUUGGCCGCUGGGUGGAUGUGGUGGUGGAUGACAAACUCCCCGUGCGUGACGGGAAGCUGAUGUUCGUACGCUCUGAACAAAGGAACGAAUUCUGGGCUCCUCUACUGGAAAAGGCCUACGCCAAGCUCCAUGGCUCCUACGAGGUGAUGCGAGGAGGCCACAUGAACGAGGCUUUCGUGGACUUCACAGGAGGUGUGGGUGAGGUCCUCUACCUGAGAAGACACACCCCCGGCCUCUUCGCCGCCCUGCGCCACGCGCUGGCCAAGGAGUCCCUUGUGGGUGCCACUGCCCUGAGCGAUCAGGGUGAGAUCCGCACGGACGAAGGGCUGGUGAAGGGACAUGCUUACUCCGUCACGGGCACGCACAAGAUGUCCCUGGGCUUCACCAAGGUGCGGCUGCUGCGGCUGAGGAACCCGUGGGGCCGCGUGGAGUGGUCGGGGCCCUGGAGUGACAGCUGCCCGCGCUGGGACAUGCUCCCCGCCGAGUGGCGAGACGCCCUGCUUGUCAAAAAGGAGGAUGGCGAGUUCUGGAUGGAGCUUCAGGACUUCCUCACGCACUUCAAUACAGUCCAGAUCUGCUCGCUGAGCCCGGAGGUGUUGGGCCCCAGCCCUGCUGGUGGCAGCUGGCACAUCCACACGUUCCAGGGCCGCUGGGUGCGAGGCUUCAACUCCGGAGGGAGCCAGCCCAGCGCUGAAAACUUCUGGACCAACCCCCAGUUCCGGCUGACGCUGCUGGAGCCUGAUGAGGAAGAUGAAGAUGACGAAGAGGGGCCCUGGGGAGGCUGGGGAGCAGCAGGGGCGCGGGGCCCAGCGCGGGGAGGCCGGGUCCCCAAGUGCACCGUCCUCCUGUCGCUCAUCCAGCGCAACCGCAGGUGUCUGAGGGCCAAGGGCCUCACUUACCUCACGGUGGGCUUCCACGUGUUCCAGAUCCCUGAGGAGCUGCUGGGCCUCUGGGACUCCCCGCGCAGCCGCGCGCUCUUGCCGGGACUGCUGCGCGCUGACCGCUCGGUUUUCUGCGCCCGCCGCGACGUGAGCCGCCGCUGCCGCCUGCCACCCGGCCACUACCUGGUGGUGCCCAGCGCCUCCCGCGUGGGCGAUGAGGCCGACUUCACGCUGCGCAUCUUCUCGGAGCGCAGCCACACCGCAGUGGAGAUAGACGACGUGAUCAGCGCCGACCUGGACGCCCUCCAGAUCCCCUACAAGCCCCUGCAGCUGGAGCUCGCACAGCUGUUUAUGGAGCUGGCUGGAGAGGAGGAGGAAGUCGAUGCUCUUCAGCUGCAGACCUUAAUAAGCGUUGCUCUGGAGCCUGCUAGGGCCAACACCAGGAGCCCUGGAGAAAUCGGGCUCAGGACCUGCGAGCAGCUUGUGCGGUGUUUUGGGCGUGGGCGAAGGCUGACCUUACACCACUUCCAGGAACUGUGGGGCCAUCUCCUGCUGUGGCAGGCCACAUUUGACAAGUUCGACGAAGACGCUUCUGGGACCAUGAACUCCUGCGAGCUGAGGCUGGCUCUGAACGCAGCAGGCUUCCACCUCAACAACCAGCUGACCCAGUCCCUCACCAGCCGCUACCGGGACAGCCGGCUCCGCGUGGACUUCGAGCACUUCGUGUCCUGUGCAGCCCAGCUCACCUGCAUUUUCCGCCACUGCAGCCAACACCUGGAAGGUGGCGAGGGGGUCGUCUGCCUGACCCACAAACAGUGGUCGGAGGUGGCUACCUUCUCAUAGGUCAGAAGCCGAGGGAGGCCGCCCUGCUCCAGGCCUGGAGCUGAAGGAGGAUGAGCAAGUGCCCGCCUGGGUCGAGGGCCCAAUUCCCACUGCCCAGGCGGCAGCAAUGGUGCCUUUCUUCUGGCUGUGCAGCCUCUCCAGUGCUGGGAUUACAGACUC